Messenger RNA from Cornus florida, 1128 nucleotides. RefSeq lists its product as uncharacterized. The transcript is spliced from 8 exons. The record is from RefSeq and is a predicted model, not a curated record. The coding region runs from base 138 to 854 and encodes 238 amino acids. Gene Ontology annotation, molecular function: RNA binding. Lineage: Eukaryota; Viridiplantae; Streptophyta; Magnoliopsida; Cornales; Cornaceae.
UUUGUUAAUAAUUUGCUGAGGUUUUAGCCCCUCUCUCUCCUCCCUCUGCCAAAAAGGUUUUAGGGUUUUUCUCUCUCUUCCUUUUAUUUUAAUGUUUUUAUUUCUUCUUCUGUUUCGCUCCCUUGACAUCAAAAGCAAUGGAUAGAUACCAGAAGGUCGAGAAACCGAAGCCAGAAAUACCCAUAAACGAGAACGAAAUCAGAAUCACCUCACAGGGUCUGGUCAGGAACUACAUCAGUUAUGCUACCAGUCUUCUUCAGGAGAAACUUGGAAGAGAGAUAGUCUUGAAAGCAAUGGGACAGGCAAUAAGCAAGACAGUUGCCAUUGCAGAGAUUAUAAAGAGGAGAAUCCCCCAGUUGCAUCAAGAUACAGCCAUUACUUCAGUGAGUAUAACUGAUGUAUGGGAACCCAUUGAGGAGGGCCUUUUGCCUGUGGAACAGACUCGCCAUGUCUCAAUGAUUUCUAUCACCUUGUCGACAGAGGAGCUAAACAAGAACUCACCAGGGUACCAAGCUCCAUCUUAUCCGGAGCAAACAAAGCCACAGUACUAUUAUAAACAACAGCAACAACCAAGACAAGCACGUGCUCCUUAUAAUGCCGUUAAUGAAGAUUCAUAUGGCCGAGGCCAUGGCCGUGGCCGGGGCAGAGGGAGAGGACGGGGCUGGAACAGGGGUGGAUAUAAUAACUAUCAAGAAAAUAAUGGGUAUUCUAACUGGGGCCGAGGUGGUGGGCGUGGCAGAGGUUGGGGCUAUCGUGGUGCUGGAUAUGGAGGUGACAGAGGUGGAGGCAGAGGUUAUAGCCGUGGCCGUGGACGGAUGGGUGGCCGUCCAAGGGGUGGUGGCAACCAGGUUUAACAGUGGAUUGGUUUUCUUGCCUGCUCUAGCUAAAUGAUUGCUGCAGAUUGGUUUGGUUUUCGUGCCUGCUCUAGCUAAAUGAUUGUCUUGGCCUACUGGUUUUAUAAAUUGAAGUCUGUUUUGGAAAGCAUGAAAUUGUGGGCAAGCUUAUGUAUAGUUUGUUGCUUUUAUUUAGCCGAAGAAGUAGCCAAUUUUUUUAUUGCCCUGUUAUUUGUUUCAUUCUUGUGGUCCCAAUUACCUUUUAUUGUAUUUAUCCUAAAAUUUCAAUUUUUGA